Messenger RNA from Carassius auratus (goldfish), 2629 nucleotides. RefSeq names its product potassium voltage-gated channel subfamily C member 1-like. Gene Ontology annotation, molecular function: protein binding; delayed rectifier potassium channel activity. The record is from RefSeq and is a predicted model, not a curated record. Gene Ontology annotation, cellular component: dendrite membrane; neuronal cell body membrane; voltage-gated potassium channel complex. Gene Ontology annotation, biological process: protein homooligomerization; potassium ion transmembrane transport; action potential. The transcript has 3 exons. The coding region runs from base 181 to 1461 and encodes 426 amino acids. NCBI's taxonomy places the organism in Eukaryota, Metazoa, Chordata, Actinopteri, Cypriniformes, Cyprinidae.
GCUGCACAACUCCAAGCUAGAACCUACACGGAGAGAACUUUCUAAGAACUUUGCAAGAAAUUAUAAAAGUAAUAUUCUGUUUAAAAAGCCAGGGAUUAUAUUUCCGUGUGAAGAGAUCCCAAAGAAAAACAGCUAUAAAACAUCUGCAGGAUACCAACACUGAGCUCUUUGUCUUCUACCAUGAGUUCUGUGAGAGUUUCCCCAAUGAAAGCCUGUGAUGGCAGUAGUGAAAAAAUAGUAAUAAAGGUCGGUGGGGUUAAAUAUGAGACCCACACAAGCACCCUAAUGGCGCUUCCAGGGUCCCGUCUUGCCAAUCUGGUGGACACUAACAAGCCUCCCUCAGAGCUAUUUUUUGAUCGCAACCCUGAAGUCUUCGGCCAUGUGCUGCAGUACUACAGAAGCGGGAAGCUGCACUGCCCCACCAACUUUUGUGGGCUACUGCUGGAGGAGGAGUUCGCUUUCUGGGGUGUUAGUGGCACAGAUGUGGAGCCCUGCUGCUGGGCGACAUUUCGACAGAACAAAGAAACUGUAGAGGCUUUGGCUCAGAUUGAACCUUCAGUGAUGGAGAAAGAGGAGGGACCAGGUCAAAACCACCAAUCCAGAAACUCCAGAGCUUGGAUGCAGAAGAUAUGGGCUCUCUUUGACAAUCCAUAUUCAUCCUUCACCGCCAAAGUCAUUGCGAUCAUAUCUCUGUUCUUCAUCCUGCUCUCUUUCACCGCAUUCUCUCUGCAAACAGAACCCAAUAGAUAUCUUUCCCCCUUUUAUAUUUUACGGACAGGCAACUCAACUGGAAAGUGUAUGGGGACCCCUCUUGUAGAUUCUCUGGACGUGGUGGAGUUAGUGUGUUCGGUGUGGUUUGUGUUUGAGUUUGUGAUGCGUGUAGUCAGCUGUCCAAGCAAACCACGCUUCUUCAUGAACGUUAUGAACAUCGUCGACCUGCUGGCCCUGUUCCCGUGGUUCUCGCGGUGCUGCUCCAGUAUGUACUGCUGGAAGGCGAUGAGCUUUCUGCAUGUAAUGCGAUGCAUACGUGUCUUUCGCAUCUUCAAGCUGAUGCAGCAUGUGUUCGGCGUGAGAGUGCUCAACCACGCACUUCGCGCCAGUGCAACAUCUCUCUGCACGCUGCCUCUUGUCUUCUUAAUCUGCACGCUCAUCUUUGGUACCAUGUUUUUUUUAACAGAAUUUGAAAAUGAAAAUGCGUACUUCAGUGAUAUUUCCUCUUGUUUUUGGUGGGCAGUGGUGACUCUGACCACUGUGGGUUAUGGAGACGUGCUUCCUAUAUCAGGGCCAGGGAAGUUGGUAGGCUCUCUCUGUGCAAUGGUUGGGGUUCUGCUCAUCAUCCUGCCUCUACCCAUAAUCAUCAACAACUUCAUCAAGUUCAGCUCCCUGCUCAAGACAAAGUACUCAAUGCCCAGAACGAAGGAGAAGCAUAUUGUAGAUACAGCCCCCUCAUCCUCUGCUUAGAGCUGCUAAAACUAAAGUAAAAACAGCAGGUAUCAAGGAAACAAUCAAGUUAUAUUCUAGGCCUAUGAUAUAUGUGACCCUAGAACACCAAACCAGUUUUAAGUUGCUGGGAUAUAUUUUUAUCAAUGGCAUUUUUUAUGCCAGAAAUCAUGUUCUAUGAAGAUAUUUUGUAAAUUCCCUACUGUUAAUAUAUAAAAAUUUCAUUUUUGAUUAGUAAUAUGCAUUGCUAAGAAUUCAUCUAAACAACUUUAAAGAUGUUUUUUUCAGUAUUUAGGUUUUCUUGCACCCUCAGAUUCCAGAUUUUCGAAUAGUUGUAUCUCAGCCAAAUAUUGUCUGAUCCUAACAAGCCAUACAUCAAUGGAAAGCUUAUCUAUUAAUCUUAAUUAAUAUUAUCUAUCUAUUAUCACAGUCAGUUUUGAAAAAUUGACACUUAAGAUUAGUUUUGUGGUCACAUUUAUGUCUUUGACUGCAUUUUGUGUGUCUCUUACAGUCUUAAACUGGAGGAAAAACACGUCAUUUAGAUUUUUUGGUUUAAAAGUUCAUUUUGAUCAACGUAACCAUAGUGUUAAAAUACAAUCAAAACACCAGAUAGAAAUUUUUUAGGGGUCAGGGAAAAUUCAAACAAUUCUGGCUUGAUGCACAAAACCAUAUUCAGUUAUUAAGAAUUGUGGGAUUCCUCUGCAACCCACUGUUUGGUUCUGAGUGGGGUUUUCACUGAGCUGAAACCAAAUUUGAUUGUAAGGUAUCUAAAUUCCCUAUGAUCUAAAAUCCCUUAUUUUUAGUAAUAUUUAAAUAUUAACUGGAUUUGUAACCAUUAUUAACCCUAAACAUAUAAUCUGAAUAUUCACUGCAUUACAGUGAAAAUUUACACAAAUAUAAUCACACUGCAUCACUGUGUAAUCACAUGUUUUAGGAUUAGUGAUUUAUAACAAAAAAGCGUGAAAGAUUUGAUCCAGAUGCAGCUGUUUGGAUGAAUGAAUUUUCAAUGAGAACCUGACAUUUUGGCACCACAUUUGAACGGUUGUUUUUUAUACUCUAGACUUUUUUGUAUUUGAAUAUGUAUCUUUCAUACAAGAUCUGUUGCAGUUUAUACCUUGUUGGUGUUUUUGCAUGUGUACACUAAAUUGUAUUGUGUGUUUGUGCUUUUAUUAAAUCCAUUUCAACUUUU